GUCAAUGUCACUUCGGCUGACAGCCAAUACUUCAAAGCGGCCAAUGUGGAAGAGCCACUCGAAUAUUCCGGGAUAAUAUUUAUUGUGUUCCCGACAGAAUGGCGUUCAAUAUUCACCGUUUUCUUCAAAGAUUCCCAUACCGAAGAUGCAAUUUGACUAGAAACUUCGCAACAGAUAAGUCUGGGCCCAAUGUGGGCAAUGUUAGCAGUCUUGGGAAGGAUGCCUCGCUAGGAAAUGCCAUCCAGGCAAAGGACCCUUCACUGGGAUUUCCGCCGCUUUCGCAGCCUUUGCCCGGCUUGCCGGAGGCUGUCUACGCAACGCCGAGACAUGAGAACAAAACAACACAAGUGACGACCCUUUCGAAUGGACUGAAAGUCGCGUCCGAGGACCACUUUGGGCAAUUCUGCACGAUAGGAGUUGUAAUCAAUUCCGGGCCCAGGUACGAGGUUGCGUAUCCAAGUGGUGUUUCGCAUUUUUUGGAGAAGCUCGCAUUCCACUCCACAGUGCAUUACGAUGACAAGGAUCUUAUACUGAAGCAACUGGAAAACCACGGAGGAAUCUGUGAUUGCCAAAGUUCACGUGACACAUUCAUUUACGCCGCCAGUGCUGACAGCAGAGGUAUCGAGCCGGUGACGAGAGUACUCGCAGAUGUUGUUCUACGACCAAAACUGUCUGAGGAAGAAGUGAAUCUGGCGAGACAAACUGUGCAAUUCGAACUAGAGUCGCUCCGCAUGCGACCGGAACAGGAACCGAUCCUUAUGGAUAUGAUUCAUGCGGCGGGAUACCGCGAAAACACCCUAGGUUUGCCCAAAAUUUGCCCAGAAAAAAACUUGGAAGUGAUCAACAGGAACGUUUUGAUGCAAUACCUGAAAAAUCACCACACGCCGGAUCGAAUGGUGGUGGCCGGCGUUGGUGUCAAGCAUGAUGAGUUGGUCAAAUACGUGGAGAAAUACUUCAUUAAUGAGGAACCGAUUUGGAAAUCUGAAAAAAUCCAGUCAAGUGGGGCUAACAAGGUGGACACUUCGCUUGCGCAAUACACAGGGGGGUUGAAAAUAGAAGAAUGUGAUAUUCCGAUAUACGCCGCGGCCGGAUUGCCCGAGUUAGCGCAUAUCGUAAUCGGUCUCGAAGGCUGUUCGCACCAGGAUGACGACUUCAUCCCGGCCUGUGUUCUUAACAUAAUGAUGGGCGGCGGCGGUUCAUUUUCUGCAGGUGGUCCCGGCAAGGGAAUGUAUACUCGUCUCUACACAAAUGUACUGAAUCGCUACCAUUGGAUGUUCAGCGCAACCGCCUAUAACCAUGCUUAUGCAGACACCGGACUCUUCUGUAUACACGCCAGCGCUCCACCCGCAAAUGUUCGCGAAAUGACAGAGGUAAUCACUCGCGAGUUGGUUUCCAUGGCCUCGCAACCAGACGAACAAGAGCUGAGACGCGCAAAGACUCAACUUCAAUCAAUGUUGCUCAUGAAUUUGGAGACGAGACCCGUUGUGUUCGAAGAUAUCGGCAGACAAGUGCUGGCUACUGGAUCGAGGAACCCGCCAAAACACUAUAUCGACGCAAUUGGAAGAAUAACAAGCAAAGACAUUCAACGCAUUGCUCGGCGUAUCCUCUCAUCGCCCCCGAGUGUUGCUGCACGAGGCGAUAUCAAGAAGCUUCCUGACAUGAAGGACAUUCAAGCUGGAAUUGCACACGCCGAAGGCCGAAUGCCCAACAGUAAGAGGUUGACAUUGUUCAGAUAAUAAUCAAUUUUGUGUAAAUUAAUAUUAAUUCGGGAGAUGUAUUAAAGAAAUUGUCUCGUUGUUGAGAAAAAUUACAGAAAUGAAAUUCAUAGAA
Hermetia illucens (black soldier fly) is the source of this 1830-nucleotide messenger RNA. Its product is annotated as mitochondrial-processing peptidase subunit alpha. The transcript has 7 exons. Bases 99 to 1736 code for a protein of 545 amino acids. Gene Ontology annotation, molecular function: metalloendopeptidase activity; metal ion binding. The record is from RefSeq and is a predicted model, not a curated record. Gene Ontology annotation, cellular component: mitochondrion. NCBI's taxonomy places the organism in Eukaryota, Metazoa, Arthropoda, Insecta, Diptera, Stratiomyidae.